Arabis nemorensis is the source of this 1011-nucleotide messenger RNA. The record is from the annotation of a GenBank genome assembly. NCBI's taxonomy places the organism in Eukaryota, Viridiplantae, Streptophyta, Magnoliopsida, Brassicales, Brassicaceae.
AUGGAGUAUGCAGCAGGUGGUGAACUUUUCGAAAGAAUUUGCAAUGCUGGUAGAUUCAGCGAAGACGAAGCAAGAUAUUAUUUCAAACAACUUAUCUCGGGAGUUAGCUAUUGUCACGCUAUGCAAAUAUGUCACAGAGACCUUAAGCUCGAGAAUACACUCUUAGACGGAAGCUCAUCGUCACAGCUCAAAAUAUGCGAUUUCGGAUAUUCGAAGUCAUCAGUAUUACACUCUCAGCCAAAAUCCACCGUGGGAACACCGGCUUACGUUGCUCCGGAGGUCUUGUCCCGGAAAGAAUAUAACGGGAAGAUUGCAGAUGUGUGGUCGUGUGGGGUGACAUUAUAUGUAAUGUUAGUUGGUGCUUAUCCCUUUGAAGAUCCAGAAGAUCCAAGAAACAUUAGAAAAACCAUUCAGAGGAUAUUAAGUGUACAUUACACCAUACCGGACUACGUCAGGAUUUCUUCCGAGUGCAAGAGUCUCUUAUCUCUUAUCUUCGUCGCUGACCCUGAUAAGGAGGAUGCAGUUGCAAAUGUUGUAUCAAAAACAACGGCUAAGGAAGAUGCAGUUGCAAAUGCUGUAUCAAAAGCAACGGCUCUUGGAGUUGAUUUAGAAGGGAUUGCUCUCAUAUUAGCGUUCAAUACUCUGGUUUCCAAGCUUGUUGUGAGAUUCCAACCCGAAGAGAAGUUUGUGGCAUUUGGGAAUGCUCUUAUGGCUCUUGAAAAUAAGGCAGCCUCCGCGAUCAUCGGUCGGUCCUUGAAGACUGAACCAGUCAAUCACACGAUGGAAGUCGUUAUCCAGUGGCUUUCCUUCCGCGUCCUGAUUGUCUUUAGUACAUUCGUCACCUUCGGAUUUGACUCGACCUGGCUUGCUUCACACGUCAAAGCGAUUUGGCUUUUCUGCGCCAAAUUCGUUGUGGCCUAUCUCCCGGAUUGGUCACCGCUGGAUCUCAAGGAGCUAGCUCUUGAUGAGCUCAAGGGACUCAAAGAGCUGCUCAAGCUGCUUAAAGACUGA